AUGCGAAAAGAGUGCCCAGAGAUGGAUGCAGAGAACCUGAUGAACCUCAGUGUCCAUGGACACAACCAAACGAUCGGAGCCAGUGGAUUCUCGCCCUUCCAAUGGUGCCGUGGCUCAGAUGCUCCAGAGCCAACCUUACCUGUUGGACUUCGACCUCGUGAGGCCUUUGAUGGAAUGCUCAAACUGAAGGCAAAAGCCAAGGUGGCCUAUGAGAUGGAGUAUGCCAAGUCAAGAAUGAGCCGCCUUUCGAAUGCCACAGGCCGAGCUCCAAACCUCUACAAGACAGGGGCCCUGACAAUGGUCUGGAGACAACAAGGUGGCAAAGGCCGGUGGGUAGGACCUCUUCGAGUCCUCCUUCAAGAAGGAAGCACUCUUUGGCUCGCGACUGGCUCAGCAAUUGUCAAGGCAAAGUUGAAUCAGGUUCGAGCAGUCACUCGGCGAGAGGAACUUCAAGCCAGUUUAGAGGGCACGGCCGUCUAUCGAAUGCCGGUGACGCUUGACUCACUCCUCCGACACUUCACUGGCAAGCACUUCACCAACAUUUGUGGUGAGACUCCACCUGAAGAGAGUCGUGAGAAAGAUGUGAGCGGUGCUACCGUGACCCUCGAGCCCAAAGAGAAGAUGCCCAAGAAUGACCACUGGCGAGUCGAAAAUGAGAAAUGGCUGAUCCGUGUUCAUCGUGCUCCCCGACUCGGUUUGUUCACUCCGGCAAGAGUUGCAUCAAGCCCUGUCCCUGAAGACCGCUUGACAGGUGUGAGGAAGACAUAUGUACAGCCCGCAGUCCCUGGGUCGAACAAGAUCACCCUCGAGGACGAUUUUCGUGAGUCUGAUGAACCUCACCGACAUCUACAAGAGCGAUGGACAGGAGAAACUUGGCUGGAGAUUUCAACCGCCAGCGCAUCCGCACCAACAUCGAGGGGAACCAAGAGACAGAAAGAAGAAGGAAAAGAUGAUCCAUCCCUCGAACAGGUGCCCAAGAAGACUCCUGUACCUGAAGCGCCAGCAACUGAAGGUUUGGCUAUCCCGCCAACUCCGGCAGGAAUGCCAUCAACUCCACGUCCAAAUGCUCAGCUUGAUGAAGCUAUGACUCCUCAAGAACGUGGAGGGCAGACAGUGAUCGGCAAUCACUGUUCAGUGCGUGAAUGCUCACUUCCUGGCGGCCAUGAUGGACCUCACAUCAACCAACAUGGCAAGCGCUUUCAUUGGAACUCAAGGGAUGGCAUCACAAUGGAUGAAGAUGAUGAUUCCUCCUCCAGUUCCAGCUCAAGUUCAAGUGAUUCCUCCGAAGAGAUGAUUCCAGAGAAGAAGAAGCCUCCACCGACCAAGGUGAUCAAGAGGAAAGGAAAGAAGCCUCCUGACAAGAGGAGCGAACAGAACAUGUACCUCACGGUGGAUGAAGACACCGCCUUUUCCAUCGAGAUUGACAUCACCCCCAAGGAGAAGAUUGGCUACACGAGGCUCCAGGCCGACCAAUGCGUGUUCAUCCUCAAAGACCACUCUCAAGAAGAGAUGCCGAUUGUCAGUGUCAUUGGAACCCACGUAGAUGACCUACUGGUCGGAGGCCAAGAAGACAGUGAUGUUUUUCAGAAUGCCUUUCGCCAGCUGGGCGAAGCCUACAAGUGGGGAAAGUGGGAAGAGGAUGCCUUCACCUUCACAGGUUGUCAGAUCCAGUCCUAUGCCGACAAGACCAUCCGAGUCUCUCAAGAAGAGUACACAGAUCGCUGGAUCGAAGAAAUUCCGCUGACAGCCGAACGAAUGCAGCUGAAGAAGGACAAGGCAACAGCCGCUGAGGCAAAGACUGGGGUGAGGAGCCUCGAGUGCAAUUGGGCGCGCAGUAUGAAGGAAAGGUCGUUGGACCUGGGUGGUGAGAGCGCCGGCUUCGACAGCGGCCGAAGCCUGCUGGAUGAGCUGGGCCGUGGCUGGACCAGCCCUGAAGCCAGGAAGGCCCGCAACACGGCCAAGGUCGUGCGGAGGCGCGCGGAGGGCGACUUCGGCGAGGCCCGGCACUGGCUGGAAAAGUGA
This is a messenger RNA of Durusdinium trenchii, 2022 nucleotides long. Lineage: Eukaryota; Dinophyceae; Suessiales; Symbiodiniaceae. The record is from the annotation of a GenBank genome assembly.